Molecule: messenger RNA, 2376 nt
Organism: Acanthosepion pharaonis
Lineage: Eukaryota; Metazoa; Mollusca; Cephalopoda; Sepiida; Sepiidae
Source: the annotation of a GenBank genome assembly
AUGUCAGGUCGCGGAUCUUGGAACAAACGAGCAAACCCUGGGGUCUUUGACUUCCACGAGGAAAGAAAAAAGCGCUACAAGCAUAAGGGAUCCCAGUUCUAUCUGAACAAAUCGUUGCAUUUCCCUGGACCAGGACCAGUUACAUCCCCAGCUGCCUCCGCCAUCUCACAAUCACCUACCACUUCUUCUCCCUCCUCCUCCUCUUCCUGUCCUCCCGCUGCUGCUGCUGCCAUGGUAGCAGCCUCCUCCUCUCCUGCUUCUGCUCCUCCUCCGCCUCCUUCAUCUACAUUUUCAUCUUCAUCUCGCACAUCAGCAUCUCUGUCGUCUCCUUACUCGUUGUCAUCGACAUCAACUCAACCUUCUGCUACUCCAGCUGUUUUCUCUUCGUCUGCAUCUUCCAAUUUUGGCCGGCCCCUGAUGUCGUCGUCAUCGUCUUCAGCCUCUUCCGUGCCGACAAACAAUACCAACAACAACUGCACUGGCGUUGGUCCUGCUGGCCUACUACGUAUGGACGCUAGUAGUGGAACUGCUGCAUCUAAUGCCAACUGUCGGCGCCUACCUUCAGCUAACAGCGGAAUGACUCCUUCUGCUAGCACCCUACUGACCAGUGGGGUGGCUAACUUGGGACUUACUAACAAUACCAAUAAAGGAUUAGCCAGUGCCAAUAUGAUGAUGAUGUCGUCUGGUGGCAGUGGUGGUGCCACUGCUACUAAUUCACCAUCAUCCGCUGUUUCUUUCCAUCAUAUGCCUGCUACCAAUAUCAAUGAUACCAAGAACAAUUCCAAAGUACAGCCUCAUCACAGAAGAAGCAGCAGUGCAGCUACCGACAGGAUCUAUGAGUUUGAAUCUAGUCCUCCAACAAGUGAGGCAAAUGAAUCUCCCAUCCUUACAGAUAACCAGGAUUCUCAGAUCCGCAAACCUAUCUGGUCACCUGUUAAAACUAAAGGUCAUGAUUCUUCCAAACCCAAAGACAUUCUGAGUGACACAGAUGGAAACACAAAAGAUCGAGCAAUGUCCACGCCAAAUAUGGAAUAUUCAUCAGAUGGUUACAGAGGGCGUAGAACAAGAGCAAUGCAGCAAGAAUUCAAUGAACGGAGACCUGUGCGUAGGUGUUCAGAGUUCAAUGAAACUCAGCUUGCCUUUCUGGAGUCUCAAUGGAAAGAAGGAAUGGUGUCCGUCACUCGUGAAUGUUACAAGAUGAUUGAAGAGACUGCUGAGUGCAUUGGAAUUUCACCUGCUAGAGUAAAACGAUGGAUAAAAGACUAUGGCAAAGCAAAUGGUGUUGUGGUUAAUGAACCAGUAGCCAAAAAACGCAGGCUGUCAGUGUCUAGUCAGAAAGCACUGAAAGUGGAGACUCAAUUGAAUUCCCUGAUUGAAAGCUCUGAGAUUAGUAGCAAAGUGAGCAAAAAAGAGAACAAGUCCAAAGAAAAGAAGAAAACCUCAACCAAGAGCGAUGUUGAUGAAAACCUGAGUAAGCGUGAACAGAUAGUGGGGCUUCUGGGCAAGCUUAGUCACACGUGUUCAUCUCUGUCAUCACUUGGUGUGGAAACUGCAUGUCUGGCUGUCAAUAAACCUGUUGUGUUUACUCUUGGUAGCAAACAUGGCACCAAUUUCCUAAAAAAAGAGAAACAGCUACAAAACAGGUUUCUUGGAUAUUUGGCAAAGGGCAAAGAACAACAUAAAAAUAACCGGAAAAAAUUAUCAGAUGAAGUGAAAACAUUAUUUAACGAUAAAUUUUCUGAAUGUUGUGGCAAGCCCCGAAACAUGCCAUAUGCCAGAUUAGAAAAAGAUCCCAUGUUUAUAGAUAUCGACGGAUUCCCGGACGGUAUGGUUCUGAAAAGACCACACUCCUAUGGAGUAUCAGAUCUAAGGAAAAUACUUAAUGCUGCUGAUAAGAUCAAAUUUCAUCUCAAAAGCCCUGAACCUAGCAGAAAGAAACCAAAUCGGCAACCACAGAUCAAGAAAGAAACCUCUUCUGAAUUAACAGAAAGCAAUCUAUCUCCACCUACCCUUUCUGCCCAGUCCAAAGAAGUGCCACCCACCAGAAAAGACCAGUCAAAAUCAGACAAUGUUAGUGGUAACACUCGUUCAAACAAUGGCAGUUCUCCCCCUCCACAAUUAGAACCUGAGCGCCCACACCUUGAAUUGAAUAUGGACAACAAAUCCAAACCAGACUCAGUUCCCAAAUUUGUUGAGGCCAAUGCCGAUAAGAAGGAAUCUGAUGGAAAAUCUGACAAUCAAAGUGAAGUUUUCAUUGUGGAAAAAGUGCUGAAGAAACGUGUUUGGAAAGGUCGCCAAGAAGUUCUGGUCAAAUGGAAGGGCUAUACAAACCGCUACAACUCAUGGGAGCCAAUGGAAAACAUAUUUACAAUGUGA